AUGUCUUCAUCCGACGGCCGAUACCCGCUCUACCACUCCUCCUCGAGCUACGACCAGUACUCGUCUUAUCCUCCCAGCUCAACCACCACCACCUCCUCCUCCAGCUCAACAACACACCUCCCACCCCCAUCCUCAUCUUCAUCUUCGUCCUCGGCAUACGACCACUAUGGCCCACCACACUCUUCUCACUCCCACUCUCACCACAGCCAUUACGGCGGCGGCGGCGGCGGUAGUAGUAGCAGCAGCGGUGGUGGUGGUGGUAUGAGCAGCCUCCUCCACCCGCCCUCCUCUCUCCGCCAUUCCCGCUCCUCCCUCUCCUCAUCCACAUCCUCCUCGCACUACCCACCGCCCCUACCGCCCGUCACAUCCUCCGCCUCCGCCUCGUCUUCCUCGUACACGACGACCUACCACAGCCAGAGCCAGAGCCAGGGACACAGCAGCGCCGCGCUGCCCCCACCCCCGCCCAGUUCGAGCUCGAGCUACAGCUCCCAGCACCACCACCACCAAUGGACGCCGCCUCCACCCCCGCCGUCCUCCGCGUCCCCCGAUACGAGUCUACAUCCGUCCAGCACAAGUGGUGGUGGAGGAGGUGGUGGUGGUGGUAGUAGCGGCGGCGGCGGCAGUGGUGGAGGAGGGGGAGGAAGCAGCAGCAGCAGCAGCUGGCCACACCACUAUUCAACAUCCUCCUCCUCUUCCUCAUCGCACCACCCAUCCUCCUCAUACGCCCACCAGCCACCGCCAUCGUCCUCUUCCUCGCGGUACCUUAAUCAUAUCACCGGCAGCGGCAGCAGCGGCGGAGGCGGAGGGGGCAGCUCGUCCCGCCUCUCCUUCUCCUCAUCCUCAGCGUCCAACCCGCCCCCGCCUUCCACAACAACGACAUCAAGCUACGGCCUCUCAACGAGCAACUCGUCGCGCACCGCGCGCCUCCUCGCUAUCCCGCUGCACGCGACACCCUCCUCAUCCACCUCGUCGUCGUCCAUGGACGCUGGGCACGGCGGCGGCGGCGGCGGUAGUGGUGGAGGAGGCGGAGGUGGUGGUGGAGGUGGUGGGGGACACGGACACAGCAGCGAUCGCUACCACUCCAAUUCGACGACGACGACAACGACGACGAGCAGACCGCCACUUCAGCCGCACCACGACAUAUACUCCUCCUCCUCCCAGUCCUCCCACUCUCAAUACCAACAACAGCAGCAGCAACAACACCAACAGACGCCGCUACAGCGCGCGGCAUCGCAGCAGUCGCACCUCGCAUCUUCAUCGUCCUCGUACCACUCUUCCUCGCAGUCGCAGUCGCAGUCGCAAUCGCAAUCGCAGUCUCAAUCUCAUCUACAACCUCUACACUCCUCAUCCUCGUCGUCUUACUCCCAACCAGCUUCAACUUCAGCGCCAGCGCCGCCUCCACCAACCUCCCUGCGCUCUCAACAUUCCCAAGGCCAGAGCCAGAGCCAGUCUCACCAGCAAUAUCACCAGCAACAGCAACAACAACAACAACACCAUCAACAACAACAACAGCACCACCCUCAACACCCUCAACAUUCUCAACAUCCUCAACAUCCUCAACACCAUCAUCAACAACCACACCAACACCAACACCAACAACAACAAGAAAUGACACCCCUCGCGCCCGCGCCCCUCCCUCUCCCCCUCCCGCUCCCAACGACCGCAUCGCCAAUGCAGCUCCAGCACGUCCCGCAGCCGCUGCAGUACUACGGCCGCGGCUACCCUUCGUCUUCAUCGUCUUCUUCGGGUCCGGGGUCCGGGGGCGGCGGCGGUGGUGGUGGUGGUGGCGGAGGAGGGGGAGGAGGAGGGGGAGGUGGUGGGGGAGGUUCUGCUUCGACGUCUAUGGUUAAUUCUAAUUCUAAUUCUCACUCUCAUUCUGGAUCUGGAUCGGGGGCGGGGGCGGGUGGGUAUCACAGCUCGUCUGGUGGAGGAGGAGGAGGGCAUAUAACGAGUGGGGGUGGUAGUAGCAGCAGCAGCGCGUACCAUCACGCGCAGACGCCAUAUCAGUCCUCUGCGACUUUACCCUCUACAUCCUCUUCCUCUUCGUCAACACCGCAGUCGCACUAUGGAGCGGGAACAGGAGGAGGAGGUGGUGGUGGUAGACAGGUCCCGUCCUCAGUGUCAACUUCGACAUCUUCCUCGUCCGCGCAUCAUUAUCAGCACCCUCAGGCCCCAUCGCAGUCUUCGCAAUCGCAUUACCAGCCGCCACCGCCGUUACCAUCGUCAACGACAACCACGGCAUCUUCAUCGUCCAAUUCCUCAAAACGACGACGCGGUGGAGGAGGAGGAGGUGGUGGUGGUGGUGGGAGUGGCAGUGGACCGGCGAACGGUAUCAGCAGCAGCAGCAGUGCAGGAGGCGGAGGCGGAGGAGGGCGAGGGACAACACGCGAUACGACAACGACGCCCGUCUCGGUGCCCGCGUCCGUGUCCGUUUCAGUGUCAGGUGGCGGGUACACCAGUUACCAACAACAACAACAACAACAAGCACAAGCACAGGGUGCGUUCCAGCCGCCCCCUCCACAAUCCCAGCAGCAGCAGCAGUAUCAGUAUACACCGCAGACGUCGUACCAGGCGCCGCCGCCUCCCCAGCACCAACAGCAGCAGCAGCCACCGACGCCGUCGUAUCAGACCCAGCCCGCGCCCCCGCCUCCGUUGACGCCGCAGCAGCAGUAUUAUCAGCCGCCGCCUGCGCAUUUGCAGAGUCAGCAGACGCAGAGUCAUUAUCAGACUCAAGCUCAAGCUCAGGGUCAAGCUCAAGCUCAGGGUCAAAGUCAAACUCAGGCGCAGACUCAGGCGCAGACGCAGUAUCAACCUCAACCUCAGACUCAGACUCAGUAUCAGCCUCAGCCUCCACCGAACCAACAGCAGCAGCAGCAGCAGCAGCAAUAUGCUCCGCCGCCGCCUCCACCGCAACACUUUUCACACCAGGCUCCGCCGCACGUGUCGCAGCACCAACACCAACAUCAGCACCAGCACCAGCAACACCAGCCUGCGCCUCCGCCGCACGUCUCGCAGCACCAGCCGCCGCCUCAUGUGUCGCAACACCAGCAGCAGCAGCAGCCUUUGCCGCCGCAUGUGUCGCAGCAUCAACAGCAGCAGCAGCAGCAGCAGCAUAUACCACAUGUAUCACAGCACCAGCCCAUAACGCAUCAUCAACUGCAGCAGCAGCAGCAUUCAUUGCAGCACCAACACCAAAACCAAAACCAAGCACCCCCACCGAUCCACGCGCAUGCGCACGUACAUCAAACGCCGACGCCCACAUCAACACAGGCACACACACAACCACAACCCACGCAGACACAGACUCAACCGCAACCGCAAACGCAAACGCAGGCGCAGACGCCGCAGCUGACGUACACACCCCAGUCAACGCAUGGGCAUGGGCAGGGCCAGGGUAUCCAGCCGCAGCAGACGCAGCUUGUUGGGCCUGGGCACCAGGCGCAGGCGCAGGCUUUGGGGGUCGGGAUUGGGGGCUCUGGUGGUGCUGCUGGUGUGGGUUUGGGAGGUGUCGGUGUCGGUGUGGGAGGGGCAGGGGCAGGGGGGUUGGGUGCGGGGUUGGGAGGUGUAAGUACGGGUGUAGGUGUGGGUGCGGGUGCGGGUGCGGGUUCUGGAGGAGGUGCAGGACAGGAUGGGCAUUAUUCAAAGAUGGUAAACGCAUACGGCGCGUUGAUGGACCAGCUGAACGGGAUAAGCGUCAGCGGCAACGGCUACAACAGCGCGAGUACGAACGGGCAUGUAAAUGGACCAGGGCCGGACAGCCGCCCUGACUCGUCUGCGUCUAGUUCGACGCUCAGCGGUGGCGGCGGCGGUGGUGGGAGUGGGAGGAACGGCGCGAGCAAUGGGAUGACGAAUGGCAAUGGCAAUGGUGCUGGGCUGAACGGGAACGGGAACGGGAACGGGACGGACAAGAAGCUCGCGGGUAUGUCGCCUGAGAUGGUGGAUAAGAUGUUGCAGAAUGCGAUGUUGGGGAUGCAGAUGCUCGAAGCUGCUUUGAAGCAUGCGCAGGGGGGUGGGGGUGGGGGUGCGUCGAUGUCGUUGCCUGCGUCGCCGCCGAAUGGGGUUGGCGUGGGGGGCAGCUCGUUGGCGGGUGCUAUGCCGUCUGCGGGUACCACGUCUACUGGGACGGGGGCGGGGGCGGGGACGGAGUACGGAUAUGCGUCGAGUGGACAGAGUGCAGCGCGCAGGAAUGCGCCGCCUACGCCUCUUAUGAGCUCUACGUCGAGCUCUGGAGGAGGAGGGGCUGUAUCGUCGUCGUCUUCUUCGUCAUCGUCGAAGAUGGCGAUGGCGAUGGUUGUGGACAAUGUGAGUGGGAGCGGGGGCACGAAUGGGGGUGUGGGUGUGAAAGGCGGCGAUGUGGUGAUGCGCGACGAUACAAAGUCUGCAAAGGGCGGUGUGAAGAGUGAGAGGGAUAGAGAGCGUGAUAGGGAGAGGGAGAGGGAUAGAGAGCGUGAGCGGGAUAGAGAUAGAGAUAGAGACCGAGAUAGAGAUAGAGAGAGGGACAGAGAGAGGGACAGAGAGACGAAGAAGGACAGCAAGGAUCUCGCGCCUGCUACCACUACCGCCCCCGCCUCUGCAAAGCGCCAGAAAGUGUCGGCGUCCGAGGGUGAAAACCAGUCGGAUGGUCAGACGUGUUUGGGGUGCAACGCGACGUCGACGCCCGAGUGGCGCCGCGGUCCUUUGGGCCCGCGGACGUUGUGCAAUGCUUGUGGGCUCGUAUACGCGAAGAUGAUCAAAAAGAGGUACAAAGAGAAAGCAGGCACAACAGGCAAAAAGGGCGGCGGCAAGGGCGGAGGCGGGCACGGCGGCAGCGGCGGCGGUGGGCACAUGGUCGUCGCAGCCGGACCGACGACGGUGCUGAGCAGUGGGAUCGGGGGCCAGAUGCACGUUAUUGCGCCGGAGGAGUCGGCGGAGGAGGGGAGCGAGGAGGAGGAGGAUGGAUAUGCUGGCUCGCAGGGCCGGAGGAGCGACAUGGCUGAUUAA
This is a messenger RNA of Psilocybe cubensis, 4980 nucleotides long. RefSeq lists its product as uncharacterized. NCBI's taxonomy places the organism in Eukaryota, Fungi, Basidiomycota, Agaricomycetes, Agaricales, Agrocybaceae. Gene Ontology annotation, molecular function: sequence-specific DNA binding; zinc ion binding. The transcript is spliced from 5 exons. The record is from RefSeq and is a predicted model, not a curated record. Gene Ontology annotation, biological process: regulation of DNA-templated transcription. Bases 1 to 4980 code for a protein of 1659 amino acids.